UGUUAAGUGAAGAAGGCAGAAUACAAUUUUGCAAGGCAUUAUCCCAAUUAUGCCAGCCAUGCGAUGGAUAUGCAGAGAGAAAUACCGCAGGCAACAUACUAAUAUAUUAACUGUAAUUGACUCUAGGAGGUAAAACUGAGUUUUAUUUUCCCCAUAUCCCAUUUAUGCAACAGAUUUUAAAAAGUGUUUUACGGCAAUUCAAAAAUUGCCUGUGUUGAAAAGCAUGAAAGUACAUGAAAUUGUACUACUCUGGAAACCCCAGGAAGUGUAUAGUUUGGAAAGCCAGGGCCACCUGCUAGUGGGUGAGUCACGGGCACGGGCUCGCACCUGCCACACAGACGCCACACAGGCUGCUGCGCGUUUCCAAGCAAAUGCCCCACGUGCGCCAACGGCCACCUCGGACGUGGCUCCGCCUGGCCCGUAGCCAGAGGAAGUCCGGCAACUUCUGCUCUUUCUUAAUUUCUGGAAAAGAGGGAACAGAGGCCUUUUCAAAGUUCGCAGGAUCGGGCCUUUUCGUGCUCCACUUUGGAAUAAAUCGGAAGCCAGGGACUUCCAGGAGCGCCGCCGCCGUCCCGGACCUGCAGCGCCCGAGAGCGUCCUCACUGCGGCCCGGGUGAGCGGCCUGGGAAAGGCCCCGGGCACGACGCUCCGGGAGCUGCUGGCGCCCUCUUUGAAGUCUCCCGACGGGCUCCGAGCCUCUCAUAAGCCAACGACUACCGACCAGCCCCGGUGACCAGAGGCCAGCCACGCGGUCGCCCUGGGACGCGCAUCCUCCGCAGGGACAAAGGGUCGGGAAACUUGAGCUCUGGCCAGUCCCCAGAGACCCGCGCUGGUGGUUGCCAUGGCAACUGAGUAGGGCCCUCUGAGGCCGGCCGCCCAGGCGCUGCAGCUGCGAAGGUGACCCGGCCCGCUCUGGAGGGGGGCCCGCAACCGGGCCCUGGCCGCCCCGCCCCGCCCCGCCACCAGGCCGCGGCCGCGGGAGUCGGCGACUGACCCUCCGCAGCUCCUGUAGUCACGUGGCGCUGGGAACCCGGCGGGGGGAGGUUGGGGACGGGCCUGGCAGUUGUGAACUCGAACCUGCCGCUGUCGCCGCGGCGGGGCGAGGAGCGGGAGCGGGCCGCGGAAGCCGGCCUUCGGGCUCCAUGGACGGGCGCCGCGCCCCUGCACAGCCCGCAGCAGAGGUAAGGCUGGCCUCUCUGCAGUCAGAGGUCUGAGCUCUGCCAUGGGGGUAGGGGUGUCUUUAUUGCUGCAGUUUUCUCUGACACCUGGGGGCUACCGGAGUGUGGGCCGAAGCAGGCGCUGCAGCCGCCGAAGUAUCCCCAGGAACAUCCCCAGGAGGAGCUGGAGAAAGCCUGAUCCCCAGCUCUGCAGUCUCCAGGCCGAGGAAGAACCGAUGCUGGAACGUCGUUGCAGGGGCCCCCUGGCCAUGGGCGUGGCCCAGCCCCGACUCCUUUCUGGCUCCUCCCAGGAGUCACCCCAGACCCUGGAGAAGGAGCCCCGCAGGCUGAGGCAACAAGGCAUAUCAGUGGCCCAGUCUGGUGCCCAAGCCCUGGGCAGGGCCCAUCGCUGUGCCCACUGUCGAAGGCACUUUCCUGGCUGGGUGGCUCUAUGGCUUCACGCCCGCCGGUGCCAGGCCCGGCUGCCCUUGCCCUGCCCUGAGUGUGGCCGUCGCUUCCGCCAUGCCCCCUUCUUAGCACUGCACCGCCAGGUCCAUGCUGCUGCCACCCCAGACCUGGGCUUCGCCUGCCAUCUCUGUGGGCAGAGCUUCCGAGGCUGGGUGGCCCUGGUUCUGCAUCUGCAGGCCCAUUCGGCUGCAAAGCGGCCCAUCGCUUGUCCCAAAUGCGAGAGACGCUUCUGGCGACGAAAGCAGCUUCGAGCUCAUCUGCGGCGGUGCCACCCUCCCGCCCCGGAGGCCCGGCCCUUCAUAUGUGGCAACUGUGGCCGGAGCUUCGCCCAGUGGGACCAGCUAGUUGCCCACAAGCGGGUGCACGUAGCCGAGGCGCUGGAGGAGGCUGCAGCCAAGGCUCUGGGGCCCCGGCCCAGGGGCCGCCCCGCGGUGACCGCCCCCCGACCCGGUGGAGAUGCUGUCGACCGCCCCUUCCAGUGUGCCUGCUGUGGCAAGCGCUUCCGGCACAAGCCCAACUUGAUCGCCCACCGCCGCGUGCACACAGGCGAGCGGCCCCACCAGUGCCCUGAGUGCGGGAAGCGCUUCACCAAUAAGCCCUACCUGACUUCGCACCGCCGCAUCCACACCGGCGAGAAGCCCUACCCGUGCAAGGAGUGCGGCCGCCGCUUCCGGCACAAACCCAACCUGCUGUCUCACAGCAAGAUUCACAAGCGAUCCGAGGUGUCGGCCCAGGCCGCCCCCGGCCCGGGGAGUCCCCAGCGGCCAGCCGGCCCCCAGGAGUGCGCAGCCGAGUCCACCCCGGUGGCGCCGCUGAAACCCGCCCAGGAGGCGCCGCCGGCGGCCCCGCCAGAGCCCGCGCAGGACCGGGCGGAGGCGGCCCCGUCCCUCUACAGCUGUGACGACUGCGGCAGGAGCUUCCGGCUGGAGCGCUUCCUGCGGGCCCACCAGCGGCAGCACACCGGGGAGCGGCCCUUCGCCUGCGCCGAGUGCGGGAAGAACUUCGGCAAGAAGACGCACCUGGUGGCGCACUCGCGCGUGCACUCGGGCGAGCGGCCCUUCGCCUGCGAGGAGUGCGGCCGCCGCUUCUCCCAGGGCAGCCACCUGGCGGCGCACCGGCGCGACCACGCCCCCGACCGGCCCUUCGUGUGCCCCGACUGCGGCAAGGCCUUCCGCCACAAGCCCUACCUGGCGGCGCACCGGCGCAUCCACACCGGCGAGAAGCCUUAUGUCUGCCCCGACUGUGGCAAAGCCUUCAGCCAGAAGUCCAACCUGGUGUCGCACCGGCGAAUCCACACGGGCGAGCGGCCCUACGCCUGCCCCGACUGCGACCGCAGCUUCAGCCAGAAGUCCAACCUCAUCACCCACCGCAAAAGCCACAUCCGGGACGGCGCCUUCUGCUGUGCCAUCUGUGGCCAGACCUUCGACGAUGAGGAAAGGCUCCUGGCCCACCAGAAGAAGCACGAUGUCUGAGACGGUGGGCGGGGCCGGGAAGGCUGAGAGAGGCCUGGGGUUCCUCGUGGAGGGAGUCACAGUGGGCUGGGGAUGCCUGCCUCGUGCUGGGUUAGGGUACAAUGGGAAUC
Molecule: messenger RNA, 3207 nt
Organism: Cebus imitator (Panamanian white-faced capuchin)
Lineage: Eukaryota; Metazoa; Chordata; Mammalia; Primates; Cebidae
Gene: REPIN1
Product: replication initiator 1
Exons: 3
Coding region: 1223-3097 (624 amino acids)
Biological process (GO): regulation of transcription by RNA polymerase II
Cellular component (GO): nucleus
Molecular function (GO): DNA-binding transcription factor activity; RNA polymerase II cis-regulatory region sequence-specific DNA binding
Source: RefSeq, a predicted model, not a curated record